Molecule: messenger RNA, 237 nt
Organism: Caenorhabditis bovis
Lineage: Eukaryota; Metazoa; Nematoda; Chromadorea; Rhabditida; Rhabditidae
Source: the annotation of a GenBank genome assembly
AUGCCUUUAGCUGAACUCGAAGAGGCUGACAAUGAGAUGAGCUCAUCGGCUGCGGGUGCCAUGAGAACCCCUGGAGGAAGUGACCGCCAUCGUCGCAAUGCGCCAAUUGUUCGCCCUCCGCCAUCAUCACGCGAGGAAAACAAUAAUGAGGAGAUGCCGCGCAAGCUAAGCCAGUAUGAGAUCGUCACCGAGCCUUGGAAGAUGUGGAGAAGAGCUCAUCGGCUGCGGGUGCCAUGA